Molecule: messenger RNA, 2254 nt
Organism: Durio zibethinus
Lineage: Eukaryota; Viridiplantae; Streptophyta; Magnoliopsida; Malvales; Malvaceae
Product: Tetratricopeptide repeat (TPR)-like superfamily protein
Biological process (GO): RNA modification
Molecular function (GO): protein binding; RNA binding
Source: RefSeq, a predicted model, not a curated record
AAAAUGAGAAAAGAUGGAAAUUGACCGAUGACAAUGCUCCCUGGCUAUUUCGCGAAAGGGUUAACUACCAUAACUGAAACUCGUUUUAACCGACAACAGCUGAUAAAGCUCAACUCUCACCUAGCAGGUCUCACUCGCUCUACUCACUACCAAGAUGCCCUCAAUCUAUUCGACAAAAUUCACUGUCUGUACGACGACGUUAAACCCGACCACUACACGCUCUCCACCACUCUCAAAGCCUGUGCCAAUCUCCCCAACCUAGAAUUUGGAACUAAACUCCACGCCUACGCCAUCAAGUCUGGUUUCAAAGCAUACUCUCAUGUCUUCAACACGCUGCUUUUUCUCUACUCAAAGGCCCAUCAUUUAGUUUCUGUUAAAAGGUUUUUUAAUGAAAUAAAUGAUCCAGAUGUUUAUUCUUGGACUACAUUGUUGUCUUCAUGCACAAAGUUGGGAGGAAUUCCCUAUGCUUGUGAGGUGUUUGAUAGGAUGCCUAAGAAAGAAGUGGCAGUUUGGAAUGCGAUGAUUACGGGUUGCGUGGAAAAUGGGUACGAAGACUUUGGGUUUGGUUUGUUUAAGGAAAUGCAUUUUUUGGGUUUUAAGCAUGAUAAUUAUAGCUUUGCUAGUGUGCUGAGUGAGUGCUCUAGUGAAAAGUUGGGUUUCGGGAGGCAAGUGCAAGCUUUGGUGGUUAAAACUGGGUUUUUGGUUCGAGCAUCUGUGGUUAAUGCAAUAAUUACUAUGUAUUUUAAUUCUGAAGAUGUCCCAAAAGCAUGCCAGGUUUUUGAAGAAGUAGAGAGUUUUGUGCACGAUCGGAUUACUUUUAACGUGAUGAUAAAUGGUUUAAUGAAUGCAGGAAGAGUUGAGCAGGCCUUGGCAAUGUUUAGGGAGAUGUUAGAGGCUUGUUUGAGCCCCUCUGAACUGACUUUUGUAAGUCUAAUGAGUUCGUGCGUAUGUCGUAGAGUUGGGGAUCGAGUAUAUGCGCAAGCUGUUAAGAUGGGGUUUGAACAGUCUACCUCUGUGAGCAAUGCAGCGAUAACUAUGUAUUCCAGUUGUGGGGAUUCAAAUGCUGCACACAUAAUUUUUGAGAGAUUGGAGAAGAAGGAUCUUGUGUCAUGGAAUACUAUGGUAUCAGUUUAUGCUCAAGGAAGCUCUGCCAGAUCAGCAGUUUUGAUCUACAUGGAAAUGCAAAGGUCAGGGAUUGAACCGGAUGAGUUCACUUUCGGAAGUUUAUUGUCAUGUUCAGAAUUCCUAGAAAUGGGUGAGAUGAUUCAUGCUCUUGUGUUUAAAAAUGGACUCAUUUCAAGAAUCCAGCUUUCCAAUGCAUUGGUUUCUUCAUACUCUAAGCAGGGGAGGAUGAAUCAUGCCUAUCAAUUAUUUCAAAUUUCCCCCAAGAACUUGAUCUCCUGGAAUACUAUUAUAUCUGGAUUUUUUCUAAAUGGGUACCCAGCUCUGGGGUUAGAGCAAUUAUCCAAGCUUUUGAUGUCAAACCUCAGGCCAAAUGCAUAUACACUUAGCAUUGCUAUGAGUGUUUGUGCCAGCAUCUCAUCCAUGAGUCAUGGGAAACAACUUCAUGGUUACAUCCUCAGGCAUAAUCUUUCUUUGGAAACAUCUUUAGGCAAUGCACUAAUCACAGUGUAUGCAAAAUGUGGCAUUUUGAAUUGGUGUUUGAGAGUGUUUAAUGAGAUGAUUGAAAAGGACACAAUCUCUUGGAAUGCCCUCAUUUCUGCUUUUGCACAGCAUGGAGAAGGUAAAGAAGCUAUCCAUUGUUUCAAGGCAAUGAAAGAUGCAGGUAGGGUCAAACCUGAUCAAGCAACAUUUACUGCUCUUCUUUCUGCUUGCAGCCAUGCUGGUUUAGUUGAUGAUGCCACUUGGAUAUUCAAUUCCAUGGUAAAUGAGUAUGGCUUUGUGCCUAGAGUAGAUCACUUUUCUUGCAUGGUUGACCUUCUUGGUCGGGCAGGGUACCUUGGUGAAGCUGAAAGAGUAAUAGAAAGUCAGCAUAUUGAACCUGAUUCUAAUAUCUGGUGGACCUUGUUCGGUGCUUGUGCGGCUCAUAGUAACCUAAGGCUUGCAAGAAUUAUUGCUGGGUUUCUCCUUGAAACAGAGCAAAAUAAUCCAUCAGUUUAUGUGCUUUUGUCCAAUACUUAUGCAGCUGCUGGUCAAUGGGAAGAAGCAGCUAAAGUGAGGGAAACCAUGAAAAAUGUUGGGGCGAUGAAGGAACCUGGCUCAAGUUGGAUCAGUAUAUAGAUCGCUCCUGGGU